UGAGUGAAUACCCAGCUGUUGGCAUUCCCAGAUGUGGUCCAGCGAGUCCAUUUAAAGGACAUUUGAGUACUAAGAGUAAUGCUUUCUGCAUUGACUCCUCUGGAAGUCUAACCAGCCAGUACAUGAUCAGAGAUCACAUGGUGUUUCAUUAUAACAAAAUCCGUUCAGCCAAAGCUGUUGUAGACUGUUCAAUGCCCAAGAGUAGGUUGGCCAGCAUCAAACUUGCUGACCAGCAAAGAAGAGAGAAACUGAAAAAGAAGAUAGCAAGGUGUGAAGAGGAAAUGAAUGCGUGGAAAACUUCCUCUCGUUCCAGCUCAAGAGGGAGCAAAAGGCUGCUGCCAUCCUCUUCUGGAAAGGGUUUCUUGGAAGCAGAAGACAAAGACAGUCUCUCCCCCUGUGCUUGGCAAGAACAGUACCUAUCAAGAGCGCUGUCUCCUUACAGAGAGCAUGGCUUUGUUCACUCUAGUCCAGUAAAAUAUGCCAGAAAUGUUUCUCGGAAUACAUCUAAUACAUGUGACUCAAACUCAAGUGCCAGUACCUCAGGUACACCAAGAAAGUGGUCUGGACUUUCAUGCAGUUGCUCCACUGAUAGUUUUGUGAGCAUUAGUCGUUCCCAGAAGCAUCAACAAAGCAGCUCCAAAGUAUGCAGUGGGGAUCUUCUGGACAGGCACUCCGAAUUCUUUACUGAUAGCCGAAAACCUUUUACUCCACGUACUUUAAUAUCGGAUGCUAAAUCUUUCCUGUCAGAGUACAGGUAUUACACUCCUGUUCGAAGGAAAAGGAAAAAUCACUGCAAGCAGUAUGUGGAAAUUCAACCGCAGACUGGUGAGAUCAGCUCUCCAUCUGCAGACAAAGCAUCUGAGAAAGAAGUUAUGCCUGAACAGCAGAAGAUCCCAUUGAUGGCUGAAGACAGAAGAUGUACUGUGGAUGAGCCUGAGAGAGGAACAGCUGCUUCUCCAUAUUCCUUCCUAAGAGAGACAUCAUUGUAUUCGCAGCAGCCUUCAGCAAGGACUACCGAGGCUGAAGAAGAAGAGCUUUUAUAUUUAGCUUUCGUUAAAGAUCUAACAAAUGAAAUUCUUAACCUUGGGCUAUUUUCUAACAGAGUUCUGGAACACCUGUUUGAGUGUCAUAUAGAAGAAAAUAAGAACCGUUUGGAUGAGACCAAAAUGCGCAGCUUCUUGAAUGUACUGAGAGCAGACCUUGGCUGCAGCCCGGGCAGCAGCACCGAGCAAAUCCACACAGGCUGUGAAACCUUUGAUUUGCUGGAUCUGCAAGAGAUUGAUACAACGGAAGAGCUGGAGUUUACCAGUAAAAAUCAGAGGCAAAGAAAAGCUACAAAAAGUGAAGAAUUCUUUGGGACCACAGACUUACCAUUAAAGGAACCAAACAAAGGUGAAUCACCACUAUGCAGAGAAAGUUCAAAGGAAACACAGAGCAAGGAUGACUUUUCAAAAGAUGUCACUGAAAUUAUGGAUGCUGGGACAGAGUCUGAUUCUUGUGUGAAAUGUAAAGAUGCCCCAGACACUUCCCCCUCAUGUGAGAAAACUUUAAACUUGAUUACUUGUGGCAGUGUUUUAGAAGCCAACAGGGAGCUUGAUGUUCUUGAGGAAAGCUUUGCAGAAGCCCUUCAGGUUUCACAUGACUAG
Pterocles gutturalis (yellow-throated sandgrouse) is the source of this 1646-nucleotide messenger RNA. It is a transcript of the gene SPATA7, whose product is annotated as spermatogenesis associated 7. NCBI's taxonomy places the organism in Eukaryota, Metazoa, Chordata, Aves, Pterocliformes, Pteroclidae. Gene Ontology annotation, biological process: microtubule cytoskeleton organization; protein localization to photoreceptor outer segment; protein localization to photoreceptor connecting cilium. Gene Ontology annotation, cellular component: ciliary basal body; photoreceptor distal connecting cilium; axoneme. The transcript is spliced from 11 exons. The annotation marks the transcript as partial. The record is from RefSeq and is a predicted model, not a curated record.